CGGCCAUUUGUUUCACUCUCAUCUCGGGUGGCUUGCAGUUAAUCAAUCAGCUGCCAACCGUUACUAUAAUCAAUUAUUGCCAGCCCACUGUUGCAGGACGCACCACACGCACCGUCCUGUAACUACUCAGCCCAGUACACCUACUCAUACUUAGCAACCUGCCUGGCCUCUCUCUUCCGCUUCCGUCUCCUUCCCCUCUUCAUCGACCUCCGAGUAUUACCCUUUUGGGAACUCCAACCAAGUGAACGACCACUUUUUCUCUCGCUUCGAUCCCCUGAACCUUCGUUUCUUCCACUCCAACUUCAAAAAAACAUUCCACUCGAUCAAUAAAGACGUUGAAAUAUCCAACUGAGGCGCCAUGGCGUUGUCAACUCGCCUGCUCCAACUGCUUCUCCUAUCCCUGAUCGCCUUAUCUGCGAUUGCAGCCCCGGCCGCCGAUCAGUCCGAAUCCGACACCCCGUCGGUCGCCGACAGCAUCGAAGAGACCUCCCUCCACAAGGCUCUGCAUCUGUUCCAGAGGUUCAGCCACGGCAUCUUCCAGUCUGACGAGGAAGCUGCCGCAGCUCUCCAGCAGGAUGAUUCGUCGUUGGCGGACCACUUGAACCUGGUCAAGCGAGCGGAUGGCAACUCGACGGCUGCGGUAGAGACGACGAGCCAGGCCUCGGAGCCGGCAGCGACCACUUCUGCCGCCGCGGCAGCGACCACCGCUUCGCAGGCUGAGAGUUCCACCAGCAGUGCGCAACAACAGCCCACCACUACUGCUGCGGAAACUACCGCCGCUCCUACGACCACUGCUGCCCGCACGACCGCUGCGAGACCUACGACUAGCUCUAGCAGCAGUGAGUCCAGCUCUAGCAGCAGUGAGUCGAGCUCUAGUAGCACUAGUACCACGAUCCCCACCGUCGCGGCCACUACUACUACUACUACUACUACCUCUACUUCUGCUACUUCCACUACCACUAGUACCACUUCAUCCAGCUCACAUACUACCGCAGCUCACACGACCUCCACCACCUCAACAACAUCCACCACCUCGACCUCCUCCUCGUCCUCCACUUCAUCCAAAUCCACAUCCGCCACCUCGACCUCCACCUCAACCUCCACCACCCUCGAGACCACCACCUCCACCUCCACUACUUCAACCAAGGACUCCCAAACCACAGACGACAGCUCUACCACCAGCGCCAAGACCACUCCCUACACCUCCACCUACAAGAUGACCACCACGCUGCCCAACGGCCAGCAGAGCACCGUCACUGCCAUCACCGUCAUCCACCCGACCGAGACCGCCCACGAGGUCGCCACCGGCACCCGCGGAUCCCCGAGUCUGCAGACCGACAACGGUGCCGCGACCGCGCACGGUCUGGGCCGGGAGCUAUUCGUGAUGGUCGGUGGAGCGGCCGUGGUGGCUAUGGCUUUGUAAAGAUGAACAACUCCCAAACCAUCCGAAUACUAUUUUUUUUUUCUCCCAGCAAAUGCAUUUUCCGGCGUUUUUUUGUUUCCCUGCUAGCUUUUCAGCUGCCCCCAUGAUACCUCUCACCAUGUUACGAUCCUUUUGAUGCAAAACAACACACGUGAAUGUGAACGUGAACGUGAAUCUGGCAAAGCAUACAUUACUUGUUCAUUUAGCUCGGCGUAUUCCCACAUUUUGUCUCUCCUUUAGCGCAUUCUGAUUUUUUUCUAAACAUCUGGGGUGGGGAGGAGAGGAGGGUUGAGGGGGUGGAUGGAUGGAUGUUGUUCAAAGCAUGUGCAUACUCUAGACAGGUUGUCUUCGAUCAUUGACCCCCGGGAGUUGCAAAAGUGACUCCUGGAUCACGGAUCAUUCGGACAUAAUUUGAGACUGUUUUGUUCUCUCA
Molecule: messenger RNA, 1856 nt
Organism: Aspergillus aculeatinus CBS 121060
Lineage: Eukaryota; Fungi; Ascomycota; Eurotiomycetes; Eurotiales; Aspergillaceae
Product: putative GPI anchored cell wall protein (Dan4)
Exons: 2
Coding region: 359-1423 (354 amino acids)
Source: RefSeq, a predicted model, not a curated record